Odobenus rosmarus divergens (Pacific walrus) is the source of this 1514-nucleotide messenger RNA. It is a transcript of the gene FOXP3, whose product is annotated as forkhead box P3. Bases 78 to 1376 code for a protein of 432 amino acids. The record is from RefSeq and is a predicted model, not a curated record. NCBI's taxonomy places the organism in Eukaryota, Metazoa, Chordata, Mammalia, Carnivora, Odobenidae. Gene Ontology annotation, biological process: regulation of transcription by RNA polymerase II. Gene Ontology annotation, molecular function: RNA polymerase II cis-regulatory region sequence-specific DNA binding; DNA-binding transcription repressor activity, RNA polymerase II-specific. Gene Ontology annotation, cellular component: nucleus. The transcript is spliced from 11 exons.
CAGUUCACACCCCCGCUGGGCACACGUGUAACUCCUUCCCCCUGUGUCCCCACAGCCUGCCCUCGGACAAGGACCCAAUGCCCAACCCCAGGCCAGCCAAGCCCUCGGCCCCUUCCUUGGUGCUUGGCCCAUCCCCGGGAGCCUCGCCCAGCUGGAGGGCUGCACCCAAGGCUUCAGACCUGCUUGGGGCCAAGGGCCCAGGGGCAACCUUCCAGGGCCGGGACCUCCGAGGUGGGGCCCAUGCCCCCUCCUCCUCCUCUUUGAACCCCAUGCCACCAUCACAGCUGCAGCUGCCCACGGUGCCCCUAGUCAUGGUGGCACCCUCUGGGGCACGGCUGGGCCCCUCACCCCACUUGCAGGCACUCCUCCAGGACAGGCCGCACUUCAUGCACCAGCUCUCAGCGGUGGAUACCCACGCUCGGACCCCCGUGCUGCAGGUACGCCCACUGGACAGCCCAGCUAUGAUCAGCCUGCCGCCACCCACUGCUGCCACCAGCGUCUUCUCCCUCAAGGCCCGGCCCGGCCUGCCACCUGGGAUCAACGUGGCCAGCCUGGAGUGGGUGUCCAGGGAGCCAGCCUUACUCUGCACCUUCCCAAGCCCCGGCACACCCAGGAAAGACAGCACCCUUUCGACCGUGCCCCAGGGCUCCUACUCGCUGUUGGCAAAUGGUGUCUGCAAGUGGCCCGGCUGUGAGAAGGUCUUCGAGGAGCCAGAGGAUUUCCUCAAGCACUGCCAGGCGGACCAUCUCCUAGAUGAGAAGGGCAGGGCACAGUGUCUCCUCCAGAGGGAGGUGGUGCAGUCUCUGGAACAGCAGCUGGUGCUGGAGAAGGAGAAGCUGGGCGCUAUGCAGGCCCACCUGGCUGGGAAGAUGGCCCUGACCAAAGCUCCAACCACGGCAUCAUCUGACAAGGGCUCCUGCUGCAUCGUAGCUGCAGGUACUCCGGUAACCCCUGGCCCAGCCUGGCCCAGCCCCCAGGAGGCCCCCGACGGCCUGUUUGCCGUGAGGAGGCACCUCUGGGGUAGCCAUGGAAACAGCACGUUCCCAGAGUUCUUCCACAACAUGGACUACUUCAAGUUCCACAACAUGCGGCCCCCCUUCACCUACGCCACCCUCAUCCGCUGGGCCAUCCUAGAGGCUCCCGAGAAGCAGCGGACACUCAACGAGAUCUACCACUGGUUCACACGCAUGUUUGCCUUCUUCAGGAACCACCCUGCCACCUGGAAGAACGCCAUCCGCCACAACCUGAGCCUGCACAAGUGCUUCGUGCGGGUGGAAAGUGAGAAGGGGGCCGUGUGGACCGUGGAUGAGUUCGAGUUCCGCAAGAAGAGGAGCCAGAGGCCCAGCAGGAGUGCCAACCCCACACCCGGCCCCUAACCUCAAAACCAAGGAAGGGAGGAAGGAAGGACAGGGGCCGAAAUGGGGGGUGGAAGCGGCCAGGGGCAGGGGUGACGGGCCCUGGACGUGCCCACAGGGACCAAGAAGUGAGGUGUGCACGGUCUUGCCUGCCAGGGA